AAUCGCCGUUUCCCGUUGCCUCCUUGACGCACCGUCCUGUUCCCUACGAAUAACGAGGCUUCCUUCGUCUCCGUCACUCGCUUUUUCGAGGUAGUGGAUUAGCUAUGAAAUCACCUUUCGGAGAUUUCCAGAAGAACACAGUUCGGGGGCAAAGCAAAUAAAUUGAAUUCGGAUCUCGGUGGCUUAAGUGAUCUUGUCUUAGUUUCUAAGGACGUGUCGACGAAGCCUGAAUAUCAAACAUGACGGAAGAAACCUUUGAGUUAGAUUUUGGAACAUUUACUGGAACCGUUGUAGACAACAAACCCCAUGGCUUUGGCACCCUUAUAUUCAAACCCGAUGACCCCAUGGGUCGACAAAAAUAUGAGGGCGAGUGGUUGGAAGGGACCAAAACGGGCCAAGGCAAGAUGACUUUCGUGUCUGGAGAUGUCUAUGAUGGAGCAUUUUUGGAUGGCGUACCGCAUGGUCAAGGAGACUUUAGAUACUCGGACGGACAAGUAGAAAAGGCCUCUUGGGAAGAGGGAGCACGCCAUGGUCUUUCAAGAUUCCUGAGUGUCAAUGGGACCACUGAGGAAAUGACCUUCAUUGAUGGAGAGGCCAACGGUCCAGCCAAAAUCGAGAAAUCAGACGGGAGUGUCGAACAGAGGCAGUAUGUGAACGGUAUAAAGAGCGGGCCAGCCAAAUUGACCAUGGUCAACGGUGACACCAUCGAAUACAGUUAUGUUCAUGACGAGAUCGAAGGCGAGGCCACUUACACAUGGAAGGCCAAUGGUGCCAAAGAAAUUAGUCAUUAUGUGAAAGGUGUUAAACAUGGACACUCAGUCGAGUAUUCCGAGAAUGGCGACAAAGAAGAACGAACCUAUGUGAGUGGUGUGCUCCAAGGGCCAGCCGUUGUGUACGGCCAGAACGGUGAUCGGCUAGAUUUCACCUAUAAAAACGGCAAACGCACCGGCAAGGCCACUUAUGUCUGGGCUGAUGGUUCGAAGGAGCUGAGUCUCUACGACGAUCAAGGAGAACAAACCGGACCGGCCAAACUCAUAUGGCACAAUGGAGCUCAACGAGAAGGGCUCAAGAAACAAGGUCAAUGGGAUGGAGAGGUGUUCUACACGUAUUCAGAGGGCCCGCGAAAAGGAAAAAAGGACAAAGAACUGUGGGCCGAAGGAAAGUUGAUCAAAAGCGAAAAGUUCUACGGCCAAGGCGAACAGUGGGACGUAGAGGAUUGGGACGACUUGGAUAAAAUGGACGAUCUUACUAAAUCAUGCCAACCCUCAAAAGUCAAACAAGGCUCGUGAUUGAGGUUCACGAUCACGUUGACAAUAUUUAUUUCGUUCUUGGGGGAUUUUACUUACUAGGUAGAUUGAAAGAGUAAAUCAGAGAACUGCAGAUUAACCGUC
Tigriopus californicus is the source of this 1391-nucleotide messenger RNA. RefSeq lists its product as uncharacterized. The record is from RefSeq and is a predicted model, not a curated record. The coding region runs from base 240 to 1289 and encodes 349 amino acids. NCBI's taxonomy places the organism in Eukaryota, Metazoa, Arthropoda, Copepoda, Harpacticoida, Harpacticidae. Gene Ontology annotation, cellular component: cytosol. The transcript is spliced from 3 exons.